Orycteropus afer afer is the source of this 2808-nucleotide messenger RNA. RefSeq names its product elongin A (gene ELOA). Gene Ontology annotation, cellular component: nucleus; elongin complex. Lineage: Eukaryota; Metazoa; Chordata; Mammalia; Tubulidentata; Orycteropodidae. Gene Ontology annotation, biological process: transcription elongation by RNA polymerase II. Gene Ontology annotation, molecular function: protein binding. The record is from RefSeq and is a predicted model, not a curated record.
GUCCCCCGGCCGAGCCCCGGAAGGGGUCAGUCGCGCUUCCGUCUCCGCCUGGGAUGCACGGAGGGCGGAGCCGAGGCCCGAGGACGCAACGCGAGCCCAGUUCCGGCGAGGAGGCCGCGCCAGUGACAGCGAUGGCGGCGGAGUCGGCGCUCCAAGUUGUGGAGAAGCUGCAGGCGCGCCUGGCCGCGAACCCAGACCCCAAGAAGCUCUUGAAAUAUUUGAAGAAACUCUCCACUUUGCCUAUUACAGUAGACAUUCUUGCGGAGACUGGGGUCGGGAAAACAGUCAAUAGCUUGCGAAAACAUGAGCAUGUGGGAAGCUUUGCCCGGGAUUUAGUGGCCCAGUGGAAGAAGUUGGUUCCUGUUGAACGGAGCACUGAGCCUGAAGAACAGGACUUUGAGAAGAGUACUUCCCGAAAGCGCCCCAGGGAUGUCCUUCAGAAGGAGGAGGGGAUGGACGUAGACUACCAAGAAAACUGGAAAGCCUCUGGCAGCCGGUCCUACAGCCCUGACCACAGACAGAAAAAACACAGAAAACUCUUAGAACUUGAGAGACCUCACAAAGUCUCUCACAGUCACGAAAGGCAAGACGAGAGAAAGAGGGGCCACAGAAUCUCACCAGCGUAUUCUUCAGACCCCGAAUCUUCCGAUUAUGGUCAUGUUCAGUCCCCUCCAUCUUCUGCCAGUCCUCAUCAGGUGUGUGUGGACCACUGCAGAUCCCCGGAGGAGGACCACGAGCCCGUUGUUCUACAUCAGAAGCCUGGGAAAGGCCACAGUAAUGCCUUUCAGGACAGACUGGUGGUCAGUCAAGAACAACACCUGGGUGAACUGCAGAGUAAAGGGGUAGUGAGUCAAAGCAAGGAGCACAAAUCUUCUCACAAAGAAAAACGCCUGGCGGAUGCCAAGGGAGAUGAGAAGUCCUCUGCUCUGAGCAGAGAGAAAUCACACAAAGCCAUUUCCAGAGAGGAAAACCGAAGGCCACACUCUGGCGACAGCACAAAAGAGAAACCACCCUCUAGUGGUGCCAAGAAAGAGAAGGAGAGAGAGGGCAGCAGCAUCAAGAAGAAGUUUUUACCCCCUUUGGAGGUUGCUUCAGACAACCACCUUAAGAAGCCAAAGCACAAGGACUCCGAGAAAACCAAGUCUGACAAAAAUAAGCCAAGCUUAGACAGCUUAGACAUAGGCAAGGGGGCAGGAGAUCUGUUGCCCAAGGUGAAAGAGAAGGUUUCCAACAACGUCAAGACUCAAGAAGGGAAACUAAAAACUUCCCAUCUGGACAGAAAGUCAGUGAGCUCCCUCCCUAAAGUGGAGGAGGCCGAUGUGGAUGAUGAAUUCGAGCAGCCCACCAUGUCUUUUGAGUCAUACCUCAGCUAUGACCAGCCCCGGAAGAAAAAGAAAAAGACUGUGAAAACUUCAGCCACUGCACUUGGAGAAAAAGGACUUAAAAAAAGUGAUUCUAAAAGCGCUAGUAAAAACUUGGACUCAGUUCAGAAAUUACCUAAGGUGAACGAAAACAAAUCAGAGAAGUUGCAGCCAUCUGGAGCUGACUCAGCCAAGCUGAAAAAGGUCCCCACCGAUGCAGUGCCAGUGUUGCCAGACCUCCCAUUACCCAUGAUACAGGCCAAUUACCGUCCACUUCCUUCCCUUGAAUUUAUGUCUACCUUGCAACCAAAGCGAAAAGCACUCUCCUCACCCCAGGAAGAGGAAGAAGCUGGAUUUACUGGACGCAGAAUGAAUUCUAAGAUGCAGGUGUAUUCUGGUUCCAAGUGUGCCUAUCUCCCUAAAAUGAUGACCUUGCACCAGCAGUGCAUUCGAGUACUGAAAAACAACAUCGAUUCAAUCUUCGAAGUGGGAGGAGUCCCGUAUUCUGUACUUGAACCUGUUUUAGAGAGGUGUACGCCUGAGCAGCUCUAUCGCAUUGAGGAAUACAAUCACGUAUUAAUUGAAGAAACAGAUCAAUUAUGGAAAAUUCAUUGUCAUCGAGACUUUAAGGAAGAAAGGCCAGAAGAGUAUGAGUCAUGGCGGGAGAUGUACCUGAGGCUUCAGGAUGCCCGAGAGCAGCGGUUAAGAUUACUGACAAAGAACAUCCGGUCUGCACAUGCCAAUAAACCCAAAGGCCGGCAAGCAAAGAUGGCCUUUGUCAACUCUGUGGCCAAGCCACCUCGUGAUGUCCGAAGGAGGCAGGAGAAGUUUGGAACUGGAGGACCAGCUGUCAUUGACAGAGUCAAGAUCAAGCCAGCCCAGGACCUCACAGGAGGCAGCCACGCUUCCUUCAGUGGUGGCAGCAGCAACAGCUUCCACCCCUCCACUGAGGAACCGGCCUACGAUGGCCCGAGCACCAGCAGUGCCCACCUGGCGCCAGUAGUCAGCAGUUCCGUUUCCUACGAUCCUAGGAAACCAGCUGUGAAGAAAAUCGCCCCGAUGAUGGCCAAGACAAUUAAAGCUUUCAAGAACCGGUUCUCCCGACGAUGAACUGAAAAAUUCCUGAGAGACGGAAUUUGGGGGGUAGGAAUACAAGGGCAGUAGGGGCUGGGGAGUGGAACUUCCCAAGGAGACCCGAAUCUUUUGUUCUGUGGAACCCUUUGGUCUCAGAUCCUGCAGUUUUCAGGUGUUGCACCUGUGAACCUGCAUGCCACAGCCACUGCCUCCCUGCCUGGAGGACACUUCAGAAUUCUGAAGAAGAUGGGAAACCUCGCUCUCACUGAGGAUUUUAAGGUCAAUUAUACUUUUGUUGUUAACUAGCCUCUUUGUAAAGAAUAAGACAUAGUUUUAAUUAAUAAAUAUGGUUCCCCAGAUUGUAUUUAUAUUA